AUGGACUACCUCGAUGACGAGGAAGCGCCCUUCUCUCCGUUCUUCCGAGAGUUGGAAGGGCUGCUCCAGGACUACGGCGAUUUCGAAGAAUGGGAGCCUCCUGUCGAGAAUCCGGACUCUGAGAUUUGGGUCCAAAUAGCCUCCCCUCCCAGACCCAGCCUUACCCUCCUGGAUCUCCCCGAAAACGUCCUGAUCAAGAUCCUUCAGUAUGCUGGACUAUUGAGGCAUUGCGUGGUCGACGUCAGUUUCGAAAAGUAUCGCACAAAACGAUCCAGCGCAGAAGACUGCAGUCAUAGCCCCAUGCGCCAAACUCGUGGUCUUUGGACCACUACUGUUGAAGGUCUCUGCAACCACCCAGGUCUGCCUUUAGGACUGCUUGGGGCAUCUCACAGCAUGCGUGACGCAUUGAGUUCUCUCUUUUUCAAACAUAACAGGUUUACUGCCUUUCUCCCCACGAAAGCGGAUUUCAAAACCUUUCGCGCGGCAACGGCGUGGGGUAUCGAGAGCCUGACAUCUCUGCAUUUGGACCUUGGGCCUAGAGAAAACCGCAAUUUGAAACUUGGCGGGGUGGGAGCGCACCGCACAGCAUUCUGGGUCUGGGUGGAGUUCUGUGAGCUCGCUCGCGAGAGAAUGACCGGGCUUCGGAAUUUCAGUAUGAGAUGUCGGGUCAAGGAGGUUGAUGUGGCCCGUCGGCUCAUUUGCCAAACAGAGCCUUUUCCAAAGCUCUCGCGCUGUGCCAUCCAUUUCAGCACCGUGCAGGACGACGAGAUCAGGCCCAUACUCAAGAGGGCUGUGUGGAGAUUGACCGGCAACCUGGAAGCGGCUCGGCCUGCGUUUCCAUUCCACCGUCUUCCUAAAGAGGUGCAGUACAUGAUCCUCGAAUAUGUCCUGAUUGAUCGCUCCGAUCCCUACAUCCCCGCGGCGGAGUGGUCAAGCGGAGUUAUCACCCUUCAAGAGCGCAAGCGCCCACGAAUCCCCGUUUAUCCUCUUACCUGCUGCGGGACCUGCUCGCCUAUGCAACAAACAAUGUGCUUCUGCCAUGCGCGUCAGACGUCAUACUCGUCAACUUGUAGCUGCUUCACCUCUCCUUUGCCCUACUUCCUUGCCAGCAGAGGCUUCUACCAUGACGCAAGUCGCAUCUUUUACUCCAAAAAUGUGUUCGCAUUUGUGGAGGAAGACCCAGAAUUCAUGAUGCGUUUCUUCCACACUAUCUCUGAUUCAACAUUCAGACUCAUUCGCCACCUGACAUUCAAAUUCCCGGCGCUGCAUCGCGGCCGGCUCAAAGGCGGACAUCGGCCCGAAGAAUCCUUGCUCGCUUCCUGGGGCGUUCUGCGUCGCUUUAUCCGCGAACAUUUCUCCAUUCCCUACCUCUCGAUCACUAUCAUUGAUCUCGGUACGAAGACUGGUGACCUUAGCAUAGUGCAGAGCCGCAAUCGCUAUUUGCGGAAGCUGGUCAAGGCCUUUGAAGAUGUUCGACCGUUGCGCGAUUUCCGCGUAUUUUUGGCCGACGAUAGUAUAUUCGAGAUGCAGGCUGAGUUUGCCGUGUUGGGGCCCCUUGCCCAUAGGCGCGAGAAGGCAAGCAGCUUGCCAUUCAUUGGCCGGAGACAUUAUCGGACUCAGGCGGCAUUUCGCUAG
Aspergillus affinis is the source of this 1635-nucleotide messenger RNA. RefSeq lists its product as uncharacterized. Lineage: Eukaryota; Fungi; Ascomycota; Eurotiomycetes; Eurotiales; Aspergillaceae. The record is from RefSeq and is a predicted model, not a curated record. The coding region runs from base 1 to 1635 and encodes 544 amino acids. The transcript has a single exon.